Messenger RNA from Xylona heveae TC161, 922 nucleotides. Its product is annotated as peroxisomal biogenesis factor 11. The record is from RefSeq and is a predicted model, not a curated record. Gene Ontology annotation, biological process: regulation of peroxisome size; peroxisome fission. Gene Ontology annotation, cellular component: peroxisomal membrane. Lineage: Eukaryota; Fungi; Ascomycota; Xylonomycetes; Xylonales; Xylonaceae. Bases 171 to 875 code for a protein of 234 amino acids. The transcript has 4 exons.
CCUGACAACACCAGAGAGCUAUUGCACACGAUCAAGCAAUUAUCUACGGAGUACUUGCCACACGGAAUCGAAAACAUUUCAUAUUGUAUCUGAGAAAGCAGAAACCAACCCACUCAUCCUUUGAAAGAAUUAAACCGUACCCUGCCGACACCUCAAGAUCUCUCGCAAUCAUGGUCGCCGACGCAGUCAUCUACCACCCCACGGUGGCUCAUUAUCUUCGCUAUGUCGCGACAACCAUCGGCCGCGACAAGGUGCUUCGAACACUCCAGUACUUUUCCCGUUUCCUAGCAUGGUAUCUGCUACGCACCAACGCCUCCAAGGCGUCAAUAGCGCCCUUUGACGCGAUCAAGAAGCAGUUUGGACUCUCGCGCAAGGUGAUGCGCGUGGGCAAGAACGUGGAGCACUUCAAGGCCGCGGCGCAAGCGGCCGAUAGCAAGUCGAUGGAUCCCGUGCUCAAGUACUGCGCCGUGGGGCGGCAACUGGGAUAUGCAGUCUAUCUCAGCUUGGAUAUCCUUACAUAUCUCGAUGCCGCUGGCAUUCGUCCCACGCCUGCCGCGAAGAGACUCCAAAAGGAAGCCUACCGAGCAUGGCUGGUAGGCCUGCUAUUCAACACCGUCGCAGGACUGUAUACGCUUGUGCAGAUUCGCAAGCGGACCGCGUCGAUAGACAAGAAGGACGGCGAGGGCGUCGUUGAAGUGAAGAAACUCGAGCGCGAACGCUCCGCCACAACAACCCAGCUUGUCUCGGACGUCUGCGACUUGACCAUUCCCGCGUCCGCAAUCGGAUACGUCAAUCUCGACGACGGCAUUGUGGGUAUCGCCGGUACGAUUAGCAGUUUGAUUGGCGCGUAUGCCACGUGGAAGAAGACGGCGUAAUUCUGUUGACUUUAUUUAUUACUAUUUUUCUUCUUCCCCCCCCCCCC